AUGGCUCACGUAUCACAUGUUCCUAAGUUCGGAAACUGGGAUGGUGACAACGUGCCAUACACAGCCUAUUUUGAGAAUGCGCGCAAAGGAAAAGGCGGUAAGAUGAUAAAUCCAAAUGAUCCUGAGGAGAAUCCAGAGGUUUUUGCAUAUAGAGGAUAUGAAGAUGCUAGUAUUAAUGUUUCUCCUGCGAGAACUCCUUUAGUCGAAACGCCUCAGUACAAUUAUGGUCAUCGCAGAAAUCUUUCUGAUAAUCUUGUAAGUUCAGUUAACCAACCAACUGUCUGUCGCAGAAUAUCUGAUGCUAAGAAGAAUAAGAAUGAUCGCGGCAAUAUAUUCGUUCCACCUAGUCCUAAUAGACUGAAAAAUAGCAGAAAUCCAUCUGAUGAUCUUUCUUAUUAUUCAUCAGCAUCAGUACCAAAAUUUGGAGCAUGGGAUGAGAAAGAUCCCAAAUCUGGAGAAGGAUUUACAGUAAUUUUCAACAAAGUAAAAGAGGAAAAGCAAAUAGCAGCUGCUAAGUUCCCUAUUGUGCAGCCACAACCAAACAUGCCUUCCUCACAUAAAACUAAUGCUAAAUCAAAGAUGUUUUGCUGCCUCUUUUGAACAUCUACAUUCUCAAGUCUAAUGAUAAUUUUGCUCCCAUUCCUCUCACUCUAUGGCUGAAGAAUUUUGUAUUAAUGUUUCUUGUGGAAAAAAUAUU
Molecule: messenger RNA, 697 nt
Organism: Nicotiana tabacum (common tobacco)
Lineage: Eukaryota; Viridiplantae; Streptophyta; Magnoliopsida; Solanales; Solanaceae
Product: RPM1-interacting protein 4-like
Cellular component (GO): plasma membrane
Source: RefSeq, a predicted model, not a curated record